Messenger RNA from Pseudozyma flocculosa PF-1, 2508 nucleotides. RefSeq lists its product as uncharacterized. Gene Ontology annotation, biological process: endoplasmic reticulum unfolded protein response. The record is from RefSeq and is a predicted model, not a curated record. The transcript is spliced from 3 exons. NCBI's taxonomy places the organism in Eukaryota, Fungi, Basidiomycota, Ustilaginomycetes, Ustilaginales, Ustilaginaceae. Gene Ontology annotation, molecular function: protein binding. Bases 1 to 2508 code for a protein of 835 amino acids.
AUGACACCACCCCCCGACACCCCCGAAUCGAUACCGCGCCACUCGAUCAGGCUCCGCCACCAGCCCGGCCACGGCCACGGCCCCGCACGCAACCCCGACCACGAUCCCGCCCCUCACGACCGCUUCCCAUCCCACAUGCAGGCCGCCACCGACUCUGGCGCCACCGACUCCCACUUUGACUCGCCGCCCCAGGGCCAACAUCCCUUCCGUCCCUUUCCCAGCAGCAGCAGCAGCAGCAGCGGCGGCGGCGGCACCAUGUCGCUUCACCACUCGGCGCCACCCUCUACCCCCGGCAGCGCACCCAUGAGCCGCGCUCCCAGCCUCUCGGCCCUCGACAUCUCGGCCGACGUCGGCGAGGGCGUGCUCCUCUCCAUCAAGUGCCCUUCCCUCGUCCGCGACUCGGCCCGUAUCCGAUUCCAUCCCGACACCACCGUCCUCCAGAUCAAGCAGAGCAUCGAGAGGACCUGGCCCGGAAAGCCAAGGUCCCAGGGCCUGCGCUUCAUCCGUGCAGGCCGCCUCCUCGCCGACACAGAGACCGUCGCCGAAUUUGCCGUUGGCACCGACCCCAGCGAGCCCGUCUCGGUGCAUCUCGUCAUCCGGCCAGACGCCUGGCUCGACCCAAAGAACCGCCCGACCCCCUCGCGACGCAGCUCCUACCUCCGCCAGGUCCCACUCGCUUCGCCCCUCUUGACGCCUGGCCUCCGAGACAUCUCGUCGUCCUACUUCACCACCCUGCCCACGUCGUCGCCCCUGCAGUCGCAGAGGACAUCGCCCAGGGCCCAGCCCACGCCCCUGCCAGAAGAUCGACCCGUGCCAUCCGGCAGCCACAGCAGCGUCAGCACAGCGAGCACCCGCAGCAGCGGCGCAACGCCAGUCCACGCCCCGUCGACCACCCGGCCCGGUCGUCUAUCCCGCCAGAGCAGCCGAUCCGGUGACGGUGCCGACAUGCACGGCUUCGGCGGUGGCAUGUGGUGGAACACGGCCGUGGCCGACUUUGCCCUGCCCGCCAGGAUGACGACGGCGUCAUCGAUGCCGCCGGCGAGCGACGACCACGACAAGUUCAGGCAGAUCCUGAUGGCGACCGCGCCUGCCAACUACCCGCUGCUCGUCGACUCGGCUACGCUGCUGCACGAUGUCUACCUGGAGCGAUAUCGGCGCCUGUAUCGAGCAAGCCAGAAGGGCCAGCUCAGCGGCGAGGCUCCCGUCUCGGCACUCGCCGGCGAUGGCGACGGGGAAGAGAGCGACGACGACAACGCCGACGAGGACGAGGAUGUCCUUUCGCUCGCGCAGUCCGUCGAAGACGAGCUCUUUGGCUGGGAGCCAAUCGAUAUGCCGGCUCUCGACCGCCGACCGGACGUCCCGGGCGGAAAGGAGCUCGAGUAUCUCUAUCACGAGGUGCAGUGCAAUGGCCUGCCUUACCUACUGCAGCUCGCCGUGACGCCCUCGGAUCGACAGAGGAGCGCGGCCAUGUCCCAGCUCCUGGGCCGGAUGGAGCGUCUCGCCUCGACGAUCAAGCUGCUCAACAGCCUGACGAUGCACGCCAGCCUCUUGGCGGGAGCCGCCGACGUGGCGCCGUUUGCACCUUCGGCCAUGUCCCCAGCCUCCGGGACGGCGCUGUCGCCCGAUCUGCACGCCCAGCUGCCAGCAAGGGCAGCAGUCGCCGCAGCGGCUCCACCGCCGCUCGGAGGCGCCGAUCCGCAGAAUCCUCAGCCGCGGGGUCGCGCUGCCGCUGCGCAGCUCGUCCCGGUGGCCUGGCGCUCGACGUUUGCGGGCCUGGCCGAGCUGACGUGGAACGAGAUCUUUUCCAUGACGGUGCCCCUCUUCUUCCUCGGUCUCAAGCUCGGCAUCUUCCUCUACGUCUUUGGGCGCGGGGCGUCGGACAUGAAGCGCUUUGCCAUGAUGGCGGCGGCGUCGAUCUACGUCGUGUGGGAGGCCGUCAAGCUCACGAACGAUCCCCUCGCUCCCCUGCCCCCGGUGCACGCACCACGGCGGUACACGACGUCGGAACCUUCGCUGCUGAGCGUCGAGCACUGGCUGGAGCGGAUCGCCUACAUCGGCAUGGAGUCGGAGGACGAGGACCUGGGUCUGCUCCCGCCCCUCGGCUCGCCCCGCCCCGCCGCCCGCACUCGCCGACGCGGACGCGUGUUCCACCACGUCGUCGUGCCCCUCGUCCUCUUUUUCGCCACCCUUGUGCCGGAUAUUGAGAUGAAGCGGCGCCGGGCCAUCGAGGAGAGGGAGGACGUGGUGAGGGAUGCGGUCAGCAAGGCCGAAGAGAGGAUCGAGAGGAUCCGAGCCAUGCAGCGCGACGACGCCGCUCAGGCGCAGGCGCAGGCGCAAGCGCAGGGAGAGGAGGGAAGAGACAAGGUGUUGAAAGAGUAUUCGGACAGGAUCUUGGCCAGGAGACGGGGUGGUACCGCCGCGGCUGGCAUGGAUGGCAGGGACGCAGAGGCCCUCCGGGCCGCCGUCAGGGCCGACGAGGACGACGAGGGCGAGAUGCAGUUCUUCUAG